This is a messenger RNA of Ceratina calcarata, 1378 nucleotides long. RefSeq names its product paired box protein Pax-6. Gene Ontology annotation, molecular function: DNA-binding transcription factor activity, RNA polymerase II-specific; RNA polymerase II cis-regulatory region sequence-specific DNA binding. The transcript is spliced from 4 exons. The annotation marks the transcript as partial. Gene Ontology annotation, biological process: anatomical structure development; regulation of transcription by RNA polymerase II. The record is from RefSeq and is a predicted model, not a curated record. NCBI's taxonomy places the organism in Eukaryota, Metazoa, Arthropoda, Insecta, Hymenoptera, Apidae.
UGGCCGAGCUCGAGGGUGGCGCACAUUCGGACGAGACGAACAGCGGCGGCGACAACAGCAACGCUGGUAGCGUGUCCGGAGGCACCGACGACGACCAGGCUCGUCUUCGUUUGAAGCGGAAGCUUCAAAGGAAUCGCACGAGCUUUAGUAACGAGCAGAUCGACGCGCUCGAGAAGGAAUUCGAGAGGACACACUAUCCGGACGUUUUCGCACGGGAACGGCUCGCCGGCAAGAUCGGACUACCCGAGGCUCGAAUACAGGUGUGGUUUUCGAAUCGGCGGGCAAAGUGGCGACGCGAAGAGAAAUUGCGUACGCAACGGAGGGACAACCCCCAGCAUCAGCAACCGCAACAGCAACAGCAACAGUCGCAGCAGCAACAGCAACAGCAGCAACAGCAGCAGCAGCAGCAUCCGGGCGGGGUGAGUUUGGUCGGCGGCGGACAUCCGACACCCCCGCCAGCGUCCAGCAUUUUGGCCGGACAACCACCACCCCAGGCACCGCCCUCGCCGCCUAGGAUACACCAUGGUUUCGCGCCCACCGCUGUUUACCCUGGGAUACCCAGCAUGCCUGACUCGUACAGUCCCAUGACGUCCAUGCCGAGCUUCACGAUGUCCGGCGGGAGCCAACAGAACCAGCACACGACCAGCAGCAUGUCAUCGCUGUCGACGGGCGGCGGGAUGGGCCCGAUGGGCAUGACCGUGGGCAUGACGGUGGGCCCGAGUCCCGGCGCGUGCCUCCAGCAACGAGACAACGGCUACUCGUGCGGCGUCGCCCGUCCGCCGAGCUACGAGCCUCUACAUCUCGGCUAUGGCGCGAGGCCCACCUGCAGUCCCACUCAACCGUAUCACGCCGCGGGCCUUAACCAGUACAAUCAGAACACCAGCUCGACCGGUCUGAUAUCGCCAGGCGUGAGCGUGCCGAUCGCCGUACCGGGUCAACCGGCACCGGACAUGGCCGCACAGUAUUGGUCCCCAAGGCUGCAGUGACCGUGGUGGUCAUCGGUGUCGACAUCCUCUCCGUAGGCUCGAGCUUCUUUGACUUACGUUAGUCUCAAAAACGUUAGAUACAAGAGAACGCAUGGAGAAGACGUUCGAAUAUCGAUGAGGGACAGUUUUCCUUGGAAUCGUUCAGGCGAGAAGAAAACGUUGAAAAAAUCGAACGGUAAAUCCGAAUUCGACCGAACGUGCGGAGGACACGGAAACAAGCUAGCGAUGAAUAAUUAGGAAGAAAAUAUACCAAGUAGACGUCCGGUGCAAAAUCAUGGAGAAUGUUCCCUUCGCGCUAAACGAAAUCCACCUGCGUGUACAAUUAAUAACGAUCUUCAUAGUUAUGGUGAAACGUGACACGUGCAAUCUUCUGAUUUUAUUAUAAUAAUAAU